UAAAAGAGCCCAGUGUACUGUGUCUUCUUCCACCUCGCUCCCCAUUCCCAAACCCCAUCUCCUCAAUUUUUUUUUUUUUUAUUUUUUUGCUGUUUCCAAUCGCCAUGAGACCACCUUUGUUGCUCCUUGUUCUUUCCCUCACCUUCUUCUUCCGCAGGACUUUUUCUAAGUCAAGUGAAGACUGGGGGCUUGCGAAGUUGCCGCCAAGAGGGUGGAAUUCUUAUGAUUCCUUUUCAUGGGUUGUUGAUGAAGCUGCUUUCCUGUACAAUGCUGAGGUUGUGGCUCAAAGACUACUACCUUAUGGCUAUGAGUAUGUUGUGGUGGACUUCCUCUGGUAUCGAAAGAAUGUGGAUGGAGCGUAUGUAGAUUCUUAUGGUUAUGACUCCAUUGACGAAUGGGGGCGGCCUUUUCCCGACCCUGAGAGAUGGCCAUCCUCAAAAGGUGGCAAAGGUUUUUCUAAGGUGGCGCAGAGGGUUCAUGAUAUGGGGUUGAAAUUCGGCAUUCAUUUGAUGAGAGGGAUAAGUACACAGGCUGUCAAUGCGAAUACGCCUAUCUUAGAUGUUCAUACGGGACGUGCUUAUAAGGAGGCUGGUCGACACUGGCGGGCAAAUGAAAUAGGCCUGAAGCAUAGGACUUGUGCAUGGAUGCAACAUGGAUUUAUGAGUGUUGACACCGAUUUAGGAGCUGGAAGAGCAUUCUUAAGAUCUCUAUAUCAACAACUAGCUGAAUGGGGUGUUGACUUUGUGAAACUUGAUUGUGUCUUUGGAGAUGACAUAGAUACGAAAGAAAUAAUUACCGUCUCAGAGCUUCUAGAAGAGAUUGAUCGCCCGGUGGUGUUCUCUCUUUCUCCUGGAACUAGUGUGACUCCUUCCAUGGCAAAGGGCAUCAGUAGUUACGUAAACAUGUAUAGGAUAACCGCAGAUGAUUGGGAUACGUGGCCUGAUGUUACAACCCACUUUAACAUAUCAAGGGACUUUGCUGCUGCCAAGAAAAUUGGUGCUAAGGGGCUUCGUGGAAGGUCGUGGCCUGACUUAGACAUGCUGCCACUAGGGUGGCUUACUGAUCCAGGUGUACGACAAGGCCCUCAUAGGAAAUGCAACCUAACUCUUGAUGAGCAGAGAACCCAGAUGACACUAUGGUCGAUGGCUAAAUCUCCCCUCAUGUUUGGAGGAGAUCUGAGACACAUCGAUCAGGCUACAUUCAGACUCAUUACAAACCCUACAUUAUUGGAGAUAAAUUCUUAUAGUGAUAACAAUAAGGAGUUUCCCUAUGUUUUCUCAACGGAGAAUCAAAGGCGUGAAAUCCAUUCUCUUCAGAAGAUGGAGAAUCAGGCCAAUUCAUACAUACGUGAGGAGACAGUACUUGGACUAGUCAGCUGCAAUGAUGAAAAAGCUAAAGGCUGGUUUGUUGCCUCUCACGAUGGAAACUCGGACUAUAUGUGUUGGAAUCAUGACGUGAGAAGAAGUGAUAGUCUUCCAUAUUGUGUAGCAAAGAAGAAGCCUCUUUUGUCGUCGUAUGAAGAUACUACACGCAUUUGGCAAUACCAAGAAAAGUUUCAACUAGUAGCUAAUGAGACUACGGAUGCUUGUUUUCACGGGUCUGUGAAUAAAAAGCAUACAGCAUCAGCAGAGCGAAGCACAUUGGUAUCUGAUUGCUGGUGGCAUGCCAACCAGGUGUGGAGGUUAAAUGAUAAUGGAACCCUUGAAAACAGCUACUCAAGCUUGUGUGCAACGGUGCGCUCCAAGAAAGGGAGCUUCAUCACUACAGGAAUCCGUUCUUGGAUCGCGACUGGAAGAAGAGGAGAAAUAUACCUUUCAUUUUUCAACCUCAAUCCGGUGAGCACAGUAAUAAGCGCGAGAAUAUCGGACUUGAGGAAGGUUCUCGAUAGCAGCUUCUUCCGCAGGGGUUCGUGUAGCGGUAAAGAGGUUUGGAGCGGAGAGAGCCACAGCCUCGUAAAAACUAAGCUGUCGGUGACGGUUAAGAAGCAUGCUGCAGUGCUGUUUGUUCUGAACUGUUGAGAGACCCAAUAUUUGCUAUGAACUUGCAUCAUUUUAUUUAUUUUUUCAUUCAGAUCUUAGUUUUGGUAGAUUAGUUGCUUGGUCCUAGAAUAUGUUUAGAAGCAAUAGAUUCCUAGAAUUAGUGAAAAGGCUCACCACCCAUGAAGAGCAAAUCUUUCACCAUUGAAGGAUAAUUGAUGAAUACACAUGGGAGUAGUCUUUUUUUAUUUAUUUAUUCUUUUCUCUCUAAGAAGUAAAAAACUUCUCUGCAACUGUCGAACUGGACUCUUGUGAACCAGUAAGAUUUUGGGGAAGUGAUUAUUUUCUCUUGAGAUUUUUAUUUUUAAGACAA
This is a messenger RNA of Ananas comosus (pineapple), 2349 nucleotides long. RefSeq lists its product as uncharacterized. Lineage: Eukaryota; Viridiplantae; Streptophyta; Magnoliopsida; Poales; Bromeliaceae. The record is from RefSeq and is a predicted model, not a curated record. Gene Ontology annotation, molecular function: hydrolase activity, hydrolyzing O-glycosyl compounds. The coding region runs from base 105 to 2018 and encodes 637 amino acids. Gene Ontology annotation, biological process: carbohydrate metabolic process. The transcript has 14 exons.